Messenger RNA from Pomacea canaliculata, 2417 nucleotides. RefSeq names its product cholecystokinin receptor type A-like. Gene Ontology annotation, molecular function: G protein-coupled peptide receptor activity. Gene Ontology annotation, biological process: neuropeptide signaling pathway. The record is from RefSeq and is a predicted model, not a curated record. The coding region runs from base 236 to 1507 and encodes 423 amino acids. Lineage: Eukaryota; Metazoa; Mollusca; Gastropoda; Architaenioglossa; Ampullariidae. The transcript is spliced from 3 exons. Gene Ontology annotation, cellular component: membrane.
UAUGGCAACAGGGGAAGCAAUUAUGUUCAUACUUUAAUAGAACAGUUUCUUGUUAUCUUUUAAUCCAGAAAGUUUUGUGUUUCCUGUACUUCCGUCCUGUCAGACACAAUGUGCGGUAGGCUCGUUUUCACUCUCACACAGAUGGAGCUGGCAUUGUGAGGAGAUAACUCUUAAAGCAGUUGUAGCUGUGACUACAGGCAGGGAUCAGUUUUUUUAAUGAACAGCACCACCUACGAUGGCUAUGGAGGAAGACAGCUUUACUGCGCUUAGCCUUGUUCACAACGAAGUCAACACAUCCAACAGUACAACUUUACCGGGAAGUGUCUUGACAACCCCAAGUGACAUAAACAAUCUCAGUAAAGAGUUGUUCCAGAAACUGUCGCUAUCGACCAUUUUGUUCACCCUAUUGAACUGCGUAGGAGUUAUUGGCAACCUCUUCGUCUUCCUCGUGUACCUCAGGAAGUUCAAGACCAGCGCCACACGUGUGUUCGUGAUGACCAUGGCCAUGAGCGAUUUCUUGGUCAAUCUUUCUGCGCUUCCUGUGAAUCUCGUGUAUUAUCGCCACAUGUACACCAUCAGCAGCCCAGCUUUUUGUACUAGUACAUACUUGGUGCUGAGAAUCCCUGUCUAUAUUUCUUGCUUUGUGUUGGUGUGUGCGAGUCUGGAUCGUCGACGUCGCGUGUGUCAGCCUCUCAGACCUCAGCUGGAUGCACGACAAGCGACCUUCCUCUUGGUUGUACCAUUCAUCCUGUCCGCCAUAGCAACGUUUCCUUUUGUUACCUUCUACACAGGAAUGCAGUUUAAUACCACGACUGGUCUAAUUGUCAGAAAGUGCUGCUUUCAGAAAGAGACUCCGGGAAAAUUUGCCAAACUUGUUGAGGGCAUUGUUCUGGCAGUGUACUGUGUCGUCGGCCUCACCCUGUUGGUGGGUUCCUACGGUCACAUCCUGUAUCGAGUCAAGCAGCAGACUAAGAGACUUGGUCGGAACCUAAUGUGUGAUAUCGGUCAGCAAGAAACAGGCUUGUCCGGGACGCCAUCCCCAAUUUCAGGUAGAGAAUCAGAAGAUGAAGUCGAAAAUACAACAGAAGACUACGUAGAGUCACGUGACGAGGAGAGAUGUGUCGCUCGGACAGAGGGUGGAAAUGAAGAGCUCAAGGCAGAGGACCCCAAGAUGUCUGCAAGUCGGGCUCUACCAGCAAGACAUAGAAAGAGUGUCAGGGUACAUCACUCGAGAAAGUUUCUGACCUCAAAGACAACGCUUGUGAUGUUUGUCCUGACCAUCACAACUCUCGUCUGCCUCACACCUUAUAUAAUCUGGACAGCUUUACCUGAAACUGUUUACGAGCCAAACAGGAAGGCCUGGGUCAUGAACUUGAGUGUCACGUGCGUUUAUCUUCCGACCUUAAGAAGCACCAUCAACCCUUUCAUCUACCUGUAUUUUAAUCCCAAAUUCCGUUUACACUCUCGACAGUUUCUUAAUUUUGGGAUAUUUUACUUUCACAAGUAGCUUAUUAUGUCAGUCUCCACGUGCUGUCUCCAAGAUUUUCAAACAUACAAAGGCAAGGAAGAUUCCAAGUUGCAAGUCGACUUCAAAUAGCAAAGUUCAAGAAGCAAAUUUUGUAAUUCUGGACAAGGUUCUGUUUAAACUUUGAUAUGUUUACUUUUCGCCCUUUGCUGUGAAGUUGCAAGUCGACUAUCGAAACCAAGAGCGAAUGGAGAAACUGUAGAUCGGUGAUUACAAGAUUUGUUUUCAAGAUUUCACAAGCAAGCCAGCAAAGACUCCGGACAUGAGCCUUGGAUUGAGAUAUUCUAGCAGGAAGCCGUGUCUGAUAUCGGUGUCGCACACUGCCUGAAACUUUGUCUGAAUAUCAUUCCCAUUGUGCUGUCCAAUAUGGUUUAAUAUGUUGUAUAUAGUUAAAAAGUGAUUAAACGAACCUGAAUGACCUAUAACAAUAAAAUGAUUAUCUGACUCGUGUCAGAUAUGAGUUAGAAGCUUAUAUAAAAGCAUGAAGAAAUUUGUUUGUUGUUUGGGUAAACUGACGAGAGUUUCAUUUGUUUAGUGCUGUUGUACAGAAGUGGUAAUAUGAUUCCUUGUUAUCACAACAAAGAUACUUUGUAUAAAUGUCGUCUUGGGACACAAGCACUUAAUUCACGAGACGAUGAAUUAAUUCUUCAAAAUUAACACACGACAAAGGGACUAAAAUUAGUUAUCCUAAGCCACAAUCUGCUCGGAACUGAUUUAUAGAUUAUGACCUGCUUAAAGACAAUGGCAUUCACACCACAAAUUUUAUAGAGCUUGAGGACGCUUAAACUCUUUCAGUUUCUGUCGAAUGCUAAGAGCAAAACCCCGAGUUAGUAAAGAGUGCAAUGUUAAAAGUAUGACCUGUAAAUAGUUGAACUGUCGUUAACUUAAUGUA